Molecule: messenger RNA, 747 nt
Organism: Helicoverpa zea (corn earworm)
Lineage: Eukaryota; Metazoa; Arthropoda; Insecta; Lepidoptera; Noctuidae
Product: dihydropteridine reductase-like
Exons: 1
Coding region: 1-747 (248 amino acids)
Biological process (GO): tetrahydrobiopterin biosynthetic process; L-phenylalanine catabolic process
Cellular component (GO): cytoplasm
Molecular function (GO): 6,7-dihydropteridine reductase activity; NADH binding; NADPH binding
Source: RefSeq, a predicted model, not a curated record
AUGUCCAGUGGUAGAAUAGCCGUCUACGGAGGCCGCGGCGCCCUAGGAUCCGCGUGCGUCAACUAUUUCAGAGCAGCCAAUUGGUGGAUCGCAAAUAUUGACCUGAAGGCAAAUCCCUCAGCUGAUUUCAACAUCACAGUACCUUCAGAUGCAUCAUGGACGCAGCAGGAAGAGCACGUCAUGACGUUAUUAAACACGGGGCUGCAGGAUAACAAAUUAGACGCUGUUAUCUGUGUCGCCGGCGGCUGGACUGGAGGCAACCUCUGUGAUAACUUCAGCAAGAAAUCAGACGUGAUGUGGCGCCGGUCGGUCUGGCCUUCCGCCAUUGCUGCUUCUGUGGCAACCAAACACCUCUGUCCGGGAGGACUGCUUGCUUUGACGGGAGCUAUACCCGCUUUGAAAGGCACCCCAGAGAUGAUAGGCUACGGCAUGGCUAAAGCAGCUGUCCACCAACUCACUAAGUCUCUCGGAGCUGAGAAUUCUGGUCUGCCUGCGAAUGCAGUGGCUGUAGCACUACUUCCCUUGGCCUUAGAUACACCAAUGAACAGGAAAUUAAUGCCUAAAGCUGACUUCACGUCAUGGACCCCGCUGUCGUUCGUUGCUCAACUGCUGGAAAAAUGGAUCAGUGGUCAGGAACGGCCGGCGAGUGGGAGCCUGGUCGCGCUUAUUACAGAAGAUUGCGAUACCCAGGUAAUACUCUCAGAGACAGAAGAGCUCAGAAAAAGGGAUGUUUUAACAGAAACGUAA